UUUUGAAUGACCUAGAGAAGGGUUUGGUUUUUCCUUCUCUCACAGGCAGAUGGAAGGCGCUGCCUUGCAUGUCUCUGAAAUAGGAGAAAGACCCGCUUCCCAGGGGGGCCUCAAUAGGAACAAAAGUCAGCCGCUGGCUCUGUGUCUGUGCCUGCCCUUCUUUCCCCAGAUGGAAGGGGAGAGCGGAGAGGGGCACAGAAGACAGGUGCAGCCCAGGGGUGAGGGAGAGCCUGGAGGCGCGGAGUAGGAGAUGGAGGUGGUGGUGAAACAGCUUUCCUCCUCCCGGGGGUCAGCAGCGAUUCAGCCACAGGCACCGUUUUCCACUGAAAUGUGAGCACGGACAGGAUGAGCACAGCCCUCGCAGCGGUCGUGGUGCCUCUGGUGUGCGCCUGUGUGUGCUGCUGCCGCUGUCAUCACAGAUGCACCCCAGCUGUCACUCCCCACUCCCGCUCUGCUCCGGCUUGUUGCUCGUGCACACACGCGCGCGCUCUCCUCCCUCGCCCCUUUCUUCCCUCUCUCCUCUCUCUCUCCCUCCAUCCCUCUGUUUCCUUCUCAGUUUGUGACUGACCCAGCAGCACCGUCCCCUGUCUGCCGCAAGCAGUCCACCUCCUGGUGCUGUGUGCUGUGUGCCAGCCCCUGCUCCCGCUGAGUGGAGACUCUGGCACCAAUGCCCACUGCGCUCUGCCUGCCGGUGGUGUCUGGAUUUCUCCAGGAAUCCCAGGAGGGUCUCACUGGAGGAUUGAGAGCCACCUGAUUGAAGGCGUUUGCGGUCAGAGUAAAGACGGGUAUAUGGGGACAAAUCACCUGCCUUCUCGGCUCCAGGAAGAGUGGACCGGGCAACUGCAGAGGACCGGGCAACUGCAGAGGACCAUUCAGAGGAAAGCUGCUGCAGCAUGAACCCCUGAGCUGAUGAGUCUUAUUAUAGCCCGGCUGGCGGAAGACAGAGCGUUGCUAUUCACCUCUGCGAGGGCGACGACAGUGCAGGGGGAAGCAGCAGGCCGCCCAGUGGCUCACACCCUACGUGGCUGUAGCUGCCAAGGGCCUGGCUCCUGCCUCCCUGGGGCCAUGGACUGACAGGCGGCGCACCCAGGGGCUCCUCUCUCCCCAGAGCAACAGGGCCCGGAGAGCCAUGGGCCUCACCAUGCUGGCACCGGGCAGCAGCCCUGAGCAGAGGGGCAGGCUUGCCCUGCAGUGGAGGCAGGUGUCCUGGAUCACCUGCUGGAUCGCCCUGUAUGCGGUGGAGGCCUUCCCCACCUGCCCCUUCUCCUGCAAGUGUGACAGCCGCACCCUGGAGGUGGACUGCAGUGGUCUAGGCCUCACCACGGUGCCCCCGGAUGUGCCUGCGGCCACCCGAACCCUCUUGCUCCUGAACAAUAAGCUGAGUGCCCUGCCAAGCUGGGCUUUCGCCAACCUGUCCAGCCUGCAGCGCUUGGACCUGUCCAACAACUUCCUGGACCAGCUGCCCCACUCCAUUUUCGGGGACCUGACCAAUCUGACCGAGCUGCAGCUGCGCAAUAACAGCAUCAGGACCCUGGACAGAGACCUGCUGCGGCACUCCCCGCUGCUACGCCACCUGGACCUGUCCAUCAACGGUCUUGCCCAGCUGCCCCCUGGCCUUUUUGACGGGCUCCUGGCUCUACGCUCUCUCUCACUUCGCUCCAAUCGCCUGCAGAACCUGGAUCGGCUGACGUUUGAACCCCUGGCAAACCUGCAGCUGUUGCAGGUGGGGGAUAACCCCUGGGAGUGUGACUGUAACCUGCGUGAUUUCAAACACUGGAUGGAGUGGUUCUCCUACCGAGGGGGGCGCUUGGACCAGCUUGCCUGCACCCUCCCCAAGGAGCUGAGGGGGAAGGACAUGCGCAUGGUCCCCAUGGAGAUGUUCAACUACUGCUCCCAGCUGGAGGACGAGAAUAGCUCAGCUGGGCUGGAUAUUCCUGGGCCACCCUGCACCAAGGCCAGUCCAGAGCCUGCUAAGCCCAAGCCUGGGGCUGAGCCAGAGCCGGAGCCCAGCACAGCCUGCCCCCAGAAGCAGAGGCACCGGCCGGCGAGCGUGAGGCGAGCCAUGGGCACGGUGAUCAUCGCAGGGGUCGUGUGUGGCAUCGUCUGCAUCAUGAUGGUGGUGGCUGCUGCCUACGGCUGCAUCUAUGCCUCCCUCAUGGCCAAGUACCACCGGGAGCUCAAGAAGCGCCAGCCCCUGAUGGGGGACCCUGAGGGUGAGCAUGAGGACCAGAAGCAGAUCUCUUCUGUGGCCUGAGUGCCCACCCCCGACCUGGCCAGGUAGGAAGGGCAGGGAGAGCACACCACAUUGCUCUGCCAUAGCCCCCACCUUGACGUGGCGCUGGCCACUGCUUCCCCCAGUCCACUCUCCUCCCUACCCUCCAGCAGACAAGCCACAACAGGCUCUCUCCCCGCACUUCCAAGGCUCCCUGGAAGCCACGGUGCUGGGGGCUCCUGCUGAUGCUCCUCUCUGGGCCAGUACAUCUUUGGAACAUCUGGGGGAUCUCCCUAAGGCUGUGGCCACAGCAAAGCAAGGAGGUGUAUGCAAGAGGAGGCUUCCAAACUGGGCAUUCCCCUGUCGUCCUUCCUGCCCUGGGGCGGCCACAGCUGGUGACUUGUCCUACCUUGCUGGUCCCACCUCACCUGCAUUGAAGGGACAGGGAGGGAGGAAUCUGAGGGAUGGGGUAGAUUUCUGAGACUCUUUCCUAAGCCAGAAAGACAUUGUUGAUACCCCUGCAGUAUGGAACCUGGUCCAGCUCUACAACUGCUGGCACCAAUGUACAAACACACCAGCCCUGCCAUCUGGACCCAGCACUUAGAAAAACCAUAUACCCCUGGCUGACGCCAUCAAGCCCCUGGAUCUGCUAUAGGCCACACUGACCACAUGCUCCUGGAUUCACUAAUUCACUCACACACACCCUUUCUAUCACCAGUGCAGUCACAUGGAUUGAAAGAAUGCACACACACACACACACUCUCACACACACACGCACACUCUCACGCACUCACACGGUCACAUGGAGACCAAGGCUGUGAGCACUGGGACAGCAGAGACAUGCUCUUCCCCCAGAGUCUCCCUGAGGCCACAGACCCUCUCACUUGCUCACUGCAAUCUUCUCAAGUCAACAGGGAAGGAACUCAACCAGUAACACCAGGAUCCUUUGAGAUCCUUCAAAGUGGGCCAAAGUGGUGCCACUGGAGGAGACUUCCUGUCACCAUGGUAACCCACUCACACCUCUCCUGCUAGGCUUUCCCAGGAUACCACCCAGGGGCCUGGAGCGGCUGCAUGUGCACAUGGCGGCCUCCUGAGAACCCAGCCACACACCACUGGUGUUGCCUCGGUCCUGCCCACGCACAUCACAGCGCCAGGCCCCGGGGGCCCCCCACCGAUUCCUGCACAGACUGCAGCCUGGCACCAUGAUUCUGUGCCUCUCCCCCUCCAUCUUCAGCACUCCUGGCCUGUGAUUUCAGGGCUGGGACUUGGUGGUGCUUUGCCAUUGGUGGCACCCUCUGAGGAAAGCAGGUGGCAGGCAGAGAACACGGUGGCUCUCCUGAGGCUCAAUGCCUGCCAGCUCAUCCCAGACAGACUCCAGGAGCAGGAGGGGUGGCCACAUGUUGCCCAGAGGCUCCGAGGAUGGGGUUUCUGUUCCUGGGCUUUAUCUGCUCAGUGUGGCUCCCCAGAGCACUUCAUUGCACCCAGGUGGGGUCCAAACCAGAGGGUGGGCGGGAGCCUGUCUGGGAUGGAGCCACCUGCUGCUAAGACCGUGGAGGUUUUCAGGGUCACUUGUCCCCCUCCCUAGCCCCGCCCCUCCUCGGAGUGUGUUGGUGGUGGGUACCUAGGUGUCGUGCUCACAGAGGCUCAGCAGAUGUCAGGCUUGUCUCUGGCUCUCUGGUGGAAUCUCAAUGGGGGCUCGGGAAGAGGCCAACCAGAACUCUGAAGCCAAGGGUCUGAGUGGAGAGAGUUGGCAGGCCUAGCUCCUGUGCCCCCCGCCGACCCUCCCUGCUUAUGCGGCCGUGGGUGGGUGAGGUGGGCUGGGGGCCAGGAGGAGUGCCUUUGAGAAGGUUGGUCCUGGCAGGUGGACGGAGGGCACUUGGCAUGGGCUGCUCACUGGGAUCCCAGGCCACCCUAGCCUCCGCCACAGUCUUCCUUCUUUUGGCAUGCAGGCUGAUACCAGAUCUGGGGAUUUUCUAAAGGGACUGUGGGGAGGGGAGGGCAUUGUCAAUGGUGGUAUCUUUAGCCUGAGACAGAAGAUUUUUAAAGGCAAAAUUAUAUUUCUGGUUUGUUGUUUCAGAAGAACAAUAAAGACUGUAUUUUCCUACGUA
Molecule: messenger RNA, 4320 nt
Organism: Callithrix jacchus (white-tufted-ear marmoset)
Lineage: Eukaryota; Metazoa; Chordata; Mammalia; Primates; Cebidae
Gene: LRTM2
Product: leucine rich repeat transmembrane protein 2
Cellular component (GO): plasma membrane
Molecular function (GO): protein binding
Source: RefSeq, a predicted model, not a curated record